UAGAAGUUGUUUGCCAACCGCCACAAAACGAAAGAGGAAAAAGAAGAAGAAGAAGAAGCAGUAGAGGAGCGGAAUGGAGGAGGACAAGCAGAACCCGGAGCACCGGAGCAACAAGGUCCGGAGAAGACAAGCAGCAGGCUCGUCCUCUGAUAGCAGCGAUGUUGAGGAACAGAGAGGAAGAGAGGAACUUAUACGUCACCACCAUGACAAAUCCUUCACAACAUCUGGAUCUUUAAAAAUUCAUCAAAGAGUUCAAACUGGAGAGAAACCAUACAGCUGCGACCAACAUAGCUUAAAAAAUCACCACCGUGUUCACACUGCAGAGAAGUUGCAACGCACAUCCCUUGAAACUCACCAAAGAAUUCACACAGGAAAGAAACCGUACAGCUGUGAUCAAUGUGGCAAAGCUUUUACAAGGUCAGAUGUCUUGAAAGCCCAUCAACGCAGUCACACAGGAGAGAAACCAUACAGCUGUGAUCAAUGUGGCAAAGCUUACACAUGUUCAGGUAGCUUGAAAGCCCAUCAACGUAGUCACACAGGAGAGAAACCGUACAGCUGUGAUCAAUGUGGCAAAGCUUUCACACGAUCAGAGAACUUGAAAGCCCAUCAACGCAGUCACACAGGAGAGAAACCAUACAGCUGUGAUCAAUGCGGCAAAACUUUCACACGAUCAGAGAACUUGAAAGCCCAUCAACGCAGUCACACAGGAGAGAAACCAUACAGCUGUGAUCAAUGCGGCAGAACUUUCACACGAUCAGAGAACUUGAAAGCCCAUCAACGCAGUCACACAGGAGAGAAGCCAUACGGGUGCAACCAAUGUGUGAAAAAGUUUGCCCACAUCAGAACCCUAAUAUCUCAUAAAUAUAUUCACACAGGAGAGAAACGAUACAGGUGUGAUCUAUGUGGUAAAGCCUUUGCACUGUCAGGGGCCUUAAAAAACCACCAACGUAUUCACACAGGAGAGAAACCGUACAGCUGUGAUCAAUGUGGCAAAGCCUUUGGAGAUUCAGGGGUCUUAAAAAAACACCAACGUAUUCACACAGGAGAGAAACCGUACAGCUGUGAUCAAUGUGGCAAAGCCUUUGGACAUUCAGGGGCCUUAAGAAGCCACAAACGUAUUCACACAGGAGAGAAACCGUACAGCUGUGAUCAAUGUGGCAAAGCCUUUGCACUGUCAGGGGCCUUAAAAAGCCACCAACGUAUUCACACAGGAGAGAAGCCGUACUGGUGUGACCAAUGUGGAAGAUUAUUUGCCUGGUGCAGUCAUUUGAGAGCCCACCAAUGCCGGCAUGCAGGAGAGAACCCGUACAGCUGUGACUAGUGUGAGAAAGCUUUUAUUGAACGGUAUGACCUAAAAAUCCACCAACGUGUUCACACCAGAGAGAACCCGUCCCGAUGUG
Epinephelus moara (kelp grouper) is the source of this 1400-nucleotide messenger RNA. Its product is annotated as zinc finger protein 135-like. The record is from RefSeq and is a predicted model, not a curated record. The coding region runs from base 74 to 1321 and encodes 415 amino acids. The transcript is spliced from 2 exons. Lineage: Eukaryota; Metazoa; Chordata; Actinopteri; Perciformes; Serranidae. Gene Ontology annotation, biological process: negative regulation of transcription by RNA polymerase II; regulation of cytokine production; regulation of immune system process.